CUUAAUUCUAUCGCAUCCCAACAAACAACUUCGAUACUAUUCCCAUUUCCAAUGGAUCUUCCAAGCUCACAUUGAUAACUGCUUUAUUUAGCACUAGCUGACCCGGUGAAUGUAUGAAUAUGUCGUUGUUUACAACUUUUGAUCAGUUUGUUUAAUAAUAUACAAAGCAAUUUAAAAUGCAAUCUAAUUUAAACAUUGAGAAAAAUGCAGACCGUAAAUCAACGUCACAGGUGAAUACAGAAGUUGAGGUUAAAAUAGAUCACCCUCAAAUAUUGGGAAAUAAAGAGGAUGACAAACUGAUCGAGCAAUUAGUAGUAUUUAUUUCCAUCAUCUUAGUAAUAAUUGCAUUUCCACUAUCCUUGUUCUGUAUAUUCGUGGUAAGCCGUCAAUUUGAAAGAAUUAUUAUUCUAAGAAAUGGGAAGGUUUACAAAAAUCGUGCGUUUGGCCCCGGGCUGAUAUGUUAUCUGCCAUGUGUUGAUUCAGUUAAAUUUGUUGAUUUACGAACCGUAUGUUAUGAAAUUCCACCGCAAGAGGCAUUAACCAAAGAUUCUUUGACGGUUUCUGUGGAUGCAGUAGUCUUCUAUAAAGUAUAUGAACCAGUUUGGGCUGUUCUAAACGUGGCAAAUUAUGGAGUUGCAACUCAUUUUCUCGCUUCCACGACCCUUCGCAACGCGUUGGGAACCAGAAAUCUUUCAGAACUACUGAACAACAGACCAGCUGUCAGUAAACACGUCUUUGAACUUAUGAAGACCAUGACUAAACAGUGGGGCGUUCAAGUUGUCAAAGUUGAAAUCAAAGACAUUCGUUUGCCAUUGCAAUUGCAAAAGGCGAUGGCUGCUGAAGCCGAAUCAUCGAGGUUAGCCAACGCCAAGAUAAUCGUGGCUAAAGCUGAGAUUGAAGCGAUGAAGAGCCUCCAGACGGCUACUAAUUUGUUAAUGGAUAACCCUAUGUCUAUCCAGCUUCGAUAUCUUCAGUCGUUGCAAACAAUUGCUGGGGAUGAAACUCACACUAUUGUAUUUCCAUUCUCAGUGGAUUCAUUGCGAAAAAUUUUCAAUAGAUAACUUAAUUUUACGUUUCUUAUAUGUUACUUUAUUCUGUUUUAUAUAACUUCUAACACAAUGCUGAAAUUGUUCGUAUUGGAAAAAUAAAAACAUUAAAAGUA
This is a messenger RNA of Leptidea sinapis, 1162 nucleotides long. RefSeq names its product stomatin-like. The record is from RefSeq and is a predicted model, not a curated record. Bases 177 to 1061 code for a protein of 294 amino acids. Gene Ontology annotation, cellular component: plasma membrane. NCBI's taxonomy places the organism in Eukaryota, Metazoa, Arthropoda, Insecta, Lepidoptera, Pieridae. The transcript has 8 exons.